CACGCCGCCUCGCCCCGCCUCUGGCCUGGAGCGCGUGAGGAGCUCGCCGCGGAACUGAGGAGAACGCCCGGGGCGAGCCAUGGCGCUCGCGCUGCCGGAGGUCGUGGAGGAGCUCCUGAGCGAGAUGGCCGCCGCUGUGCGGGACGGCGCGAGAAUCCCGGAUGAACAUCUCUCAUCGCUGAAGUUUGUGUUUGGGUCGUCAGCCAUCCAGGCCUUGGACUUAGUUGACCGAGACUCUGUCACUUUAAUCUCAUCACCCAGUGGAAGGCGUGUUUACCAGGUGCUUGGGAGUUCUGGCAAAACAUACACUUGUCUGGCUUCCUGUCAUUACUGCUCAUGCCCAGCGUUUGCCUUCUCCGUGUUACGGAAGAGUGACAGUCUGCUGGCAUUUCGGGAGACAUGGGUUACAGUUCAGACAUGGUCAAGUUCAAAAACCACACCACACACAACCAAAAUGGCACAGAAAUGGCGUCAAGAAACCCCAAGAUACAAAUCUCUUAAGGACAAUUUCAUUAGUGUUUAGGAAAAGACCACGGUACCGGUUCCCUGAAAAUCCCAGCAGCCUCCAGGAGAGAUGUUUAUUUGGAGGUAGAAGUCAUCAGAGAGCUUGCUGGAGCUGGUUCACUCCUUCCACUCCGUGGGCCCCAGGCAUUGAACUCAGGCCACCAAACUCAGCAUGGGUCAGCAGUCAGAGCGUUGGAUCCCCUGGAGUUGGAGUUAUAGAUGGUUGUGAGCUGCUGGCAGGGGUCCUGGGAACUGAACUUAAGUCCUCUUUAAGAACAAUGAGCAUUCUUAACUGCUGUGUCAUUUCUCUAGCCCCCAAUAUUUAACAUUUUUAUGUUAAUAUUGAACAUGUCAAUGUCCCCAUUUACCUUUCAUUGACAACACUCAGGAGUACUUGUGUCUGCUUAAGUUUGGUAAAACAAUGUGGGUUUUGUUUUUGUUUUUGUUUUUGUUGGGUCGUUUUUUAUUUUGUUUGUUUGUUUUG
This is a messenger RNA of Mesocricetus auratus (golden hamster), 988 nucleotides long. RefSeq names its product zinc finger SWIM-type containing 7 (gene Zswim7). Lineage: Eukaryota; Metazoa; Chordata; Mammalia; Rodentia; Cricetidae. The transcript has 6 exons. Gene Ontology annotation, cellular component: Shu complex. Gene Ontology annotation, biological process: double-strand break repair via homologous recombination. Gene Ontology annotation, molecular function: zinc ion binding. Bases 80 to 523 code for a protein of 147 amino acids. The record is from RefSeq and is a predicted model, not a curated record.